AUGGAGUCGAACACAUCUUCAACGUUGCCGCUACCAAAAGAGCCGAAAGCGUCCCUACCCCUACCGAUGCGGACAAUGCAGCCCCGGGCGUCAGAUUGCGCCGCGUGCGUAGCUGGCGAACAGGCCGAAUGCAAGCUGGAAACCACGAUGCUUGAGCUCUCUCGUGGCCGAGCGUUCGCACCAGUCCAGCGGCAGCAUAUGAUUCAGCCUGCACCUGUACGGGACCGGGAAAGACGGAACAACUCCUACGCAUGCGUGGCAGAUAGGACAGGAACGCCUCCGAAUAUACCUGCGCCUGUACAGCCUCCGACAAUGAAGUCCCAGGGACAUGUUCGGAAGACCGGAGGGGCGCAGCCACCUGGACCUGCAUCGCCACAGCUUCUGGCCGUGGACUCCCAGCAGGACCAAGAUGAGAUAACCGGAGCAGCGCUCCUUAGACAUCUCGAUGCUAUCCCACCGCUUGGUGUUGGUCGCUCUUCCAACUCAAGUGUGAGCGGAGAGAUAGUAUCCACCAAUGCUCACGAUGUAGACAAUCCUCACAGUGCUCGAGCAGCUCAGGCUGCGGCCGACCAAAUACUUGGCAGCCAGUACGUUGUCGGCCGGAUGACCGUGAAGACGAUAGAACUUGGUGGGCAGGUCCAUACAUACAGGGAUAUAGAGAAAGAAUUUUCUGGAAGCAGGACGCUACUGGUUGGUGACAGACGGCCUGUCUAUGAGCAGAGCGGAGCGAGGAGGAAACAAGGACCGGAAGCGACAGAAUGUUAA
Messenger RNA from Paraphaeosphaeria sporulosa, 765 nucleotides. RefSeq lists its product as uncharacterized. The transcript has a single exon. NCBI's taxonomy places the organism in Eukaryota, Fungi, Ascomycota, Dothideomycetes, Pleosporales, Didymosphaeriaceae. The record is from RefSeq and is a predicted model, not a curated record. Bases 1 to 765 code for a protein of 254 amino acids.